Molecule: messenger RNA, 1225 nt
Organism: Rhinichthys klamathensis goyatoka
Lineage: Eukaryota; Metazoa; Chordata; Actinopteri; Cypriniformes; Leuciscidae
Gene: gar1
Product: GAR1 homolog, ribonucleoprotein
Exons: 7
Coding region: 91-744 (217 amino acids)
Biological process (GO): ribosome biogenesis; snoRNA guided rRNA pseudouridine synthesis
Cellular component (GO): box H/ACA snoRNP complex
Molecular function (GO): box H/ACA snoRNA binding
Source: RefSeq, a predicted model, not a curated record
GCAGGCAGUGUGGCAGAAGGCACAUGUGUUUCCAGAGUCAACAGCGUGCUCAUUGUUAGUCCAACCGGGCACAUUUAAAGGAUCUUUAUCAUGUCAUUCCGCGGGGGUGGUGGUCGAGGUGGGGGUCGUGGCGGUGGUUUUAACAGAGGUGGUGGUCGUGGAGGUGGAUUCGGAGGUGGUCGUGGAGGUGGAUUCGGAGGGGGUCGUGGAGGUGGAUUUGGAGGGGGUCGUGGAGGUGGAGGUCGAGGUGGAUUUAACAGAUAUCAAGACUUUGGUCCACCGGAAUAUGUUAUCGCUGUGGGAGAGUUCCUGCACCCUUGUGAGGAUGAAAUUGUCUGUAAAUGUGUGACGGAGGAAAACAAAGUCCCCUACUUCAACGCUCCUAUAUAUCUGGAAAACAAAGAACAGAUUGGAAAAGUGGACGAGAUCUUUGGGCAGAUUCGUGAUUUUUAUUUUUCAGUCAAACUUUCUGAAAAUAUGAAGGCAUCCUCCUUCAAAAAGUUACAGAAGUUCUACAUCGACCCCAUGAAGCUCCUGCCCCUCCAGAGAUUCCUCCCCAGGCCUCCAGGUGAGAAGGGGCCGCCCCGUGGAGGUAGAGGAGGAGGAAGAGGUGGAAGAGGAGGAGGCUUCCGUGGAGGUCGUGGAGGAUUUGGCGGACGUGGAGGUGGCAGAGGAGGUGGUGGUGGAGGGUUCAGAGGAGGCCGAGGUGGAGGCGGUGGACGUGGAUUCAGAGGUGGAAGAUGAUGAAGGACUCAUAGGGUGGGAUCUGUCCUUUCAUCUGCUGUGGAAACCUCCGGUGAGAAGCCAGAAGCAGCAUUUGGGGCCUUGCCAGAGUCUUUUGACUGUUAAUUAAUGCCACUCUUGUACAGCUGAACUUUUUGUAUUAUAAAUGUAUUUUCUCAGCAGUGGAUUUUUUUUAUUUGAUCUACUGAUAGGACUAAUGUUUUAAGUUGCCACAUGUCUGUGUACAAGAGGACGGGAGUCUCCACAACCUUACGUGGUUGGUUUUCAUCCACUUGCGUUUUUACAUUCGCUGGAGGUUGGACCAGUAUCUGCUUGAACAACGUAACGUAACAGGUUGUGUUAUGUAGUGACAAAAUGGUGAAGCUAACUCCACAAAUAAUGAUGUAAAACACUUUCAUUGUUGGAUAAUAAUGGAUGUCUGCAUUUACAGAAUUGCAAAUUGUUUCAGUUGACCUCCAGAUGCCACCAUGGACUUGCAAAA